CCAUCCUGCUAGAUGCCCAUGAGAUCGACUCUGCGGGAACUUGGGAAGAGGACUCCGCUCGCGCUACCAAUAUAGACCGACCCAAGCCAGCGGGUAAGGCAGGCCCAAAAUGGCAGCCUCCAACUAUGUCACCAGGCAGUACGCCUCUGAAGCUUUUGUCGAGAGCUGCGGCGCAAUCCCCUUCGACUUGUCCAAGGACCCGGCAAGGAUCUGCCUGAUUCAUUACCUAUCCACAGACGAAUGGCUCCUGGCCAAGGGCAGACGCAAUUGCGGCGAGUCGAGGCACGAGGCAGCCUUACGAGAGGUGCUUGAGGAGACGGGCUUCCGCUGCCGACUUCUGCCUGUUGAUAUGGCCACGCGGGCGACGGGACCGGAUGACGAUGCAAAUGUCCCAGAUCAAGCAGCCGCGCGUCGAGGACUCACGGAGCCGUUUAUGCUGACGAUGCGAGAUGUUGAUGGGGGAUCUGGGGUGAAACUCAUCUGGUGGUAUGUUGCAACUCUCGAGGAGGGAGAGGGAACAGAGGCGGUUGGUGGGGAGGCUCAGUUCAGUGCGAGCUUCUUUAGUCUUGAUGAAGCUGUGCAAAGACUGACCUUUGAGGAUGACCGAAACGUUCUGAGGAAGGCCAUCCAAAUUGUCAAACAAACAGCUCUUGGGUCAUAGGCAGCCAAAUUCGGUCAAGCACCAUCUUCUACCUACCUCAUG
This is a messenger RNA of Colletotrichum scovillei, 703 nucleotides long. RefSeq names its product NUDIX domain-containing protein. The transcript has a single exon. The coding region runs from base 110 to 661 and encodes 183 amino acids. The record is from RefSeq and is a predicted model, not a curated record. Lineage: Eukaryota; Fungi; Ascomycota; Sordariomycetes; Glomerellales; Glomerellaceae. Gene Ontology annotation, molecular function: bis(5'-nucleosyl)-tetraphosphatase (asymmetrical) activity. Gene Ontology annotation, biological process: AMP biosynthetic process; ATP biosynthetic process.